Messenger RNA from Pseudozyma hubeiensis SY62, 228 nucleotides. RefSeq lists its product as hypothetical. NCBI's taxonomy places the organism in Eukaryota, Fungi, Basidiomycota, Ustilaginomycetes, Ustilaginales, Ustilaginaceae. The coding region runs from base 1 to 228 and encodes 75 amino acids. The transcript has a single exon. The record is from RefSeq and is a predicted model, not a curated record.
AUGAAAGGGGUGGAGAUGGAGCGGAAAAAUCAGGUCCGGCAAAGCGAGAUGCGCGACAUCCGGGCUUUGGGUGUCUGUGUGGAGACGGACGAUGCUUUCAUACUUUUUCACGUCAAGCCGCCAUACGAAGGGAUCGUCUUUUCAUCCAUCAGACACUAUCGACUCGAUCUUUCGCUAGGACGUGCUGCACAAGCUCGCACCCGAACGAUUGAUUCGAUCCGCGCUUAA